UCAGGGCACCACGGCUUACACAGCCUCGCUUUCUCUUCGUCAAAUUGUAUCGCAUAGACGUCAACGCGACACUCUUAAUAACAUUCCCCCUCCUCCUGGUCUCGAUCUCCGUCCCUCCGUCCGGUGCGCCAUUUUUUCAUAAAUUGACGCCCUCACCAUUCACACCUUCGCCUUUUGAGCUGCCGCAUAGGACUUCUCUGACGGUUCUUCCUCUCAAGGAGGAAGGGUCUAGGAGGCUUGGUCCAGUCAACCUCGGUUGCGAAACUUUUCGUCCUCCCUAACACGCAGUCGCGUUCAAAACUACUUUUUUUCAACUUCCUUUUUUAUCUUUAUCUCAAGACCUAUCCCGUGCUUCGUCGCAGCGCGCAUGGUUAUGGCACCGACUGCUUGUUUGCCAGCUGAAAUAUGCACCACUAUCAAACAUAUCCCCGACAAAAACGACUAUAAUCUCAAUUGGGAUCAUGGUCAGUUCAGCUAUCAUGGAGAGGACGAUCAGCCGCAGUCUAGGUUGGCUGCCAAGGAGCUUAUCCUGGACGUCCUGAAGAAGCGUGCGUCUGAGGUGGACGUCGACGCGUGCGCCCCGGGCGCCGAAGAUGCCUUUUAUGUGGCAGAUAUGGGCGAGAUUUACCGCCAGCAUCUGCGUUGGAAACUGAACCUAAGCCGUGUCCGGCCCUUCUACGCCGUCAAGUGCAACCCGGACCCAGAAAUCCUUCGCCUCAUGGCCAAGCUCGGCAACGGUUUCGACUGUGCCUCUAAGGCGGAAAUUGACUUGGCUCUCGAGACUGGUAUCGAUCCGAGCCGCAUCAUAUACGCGCAGCCUUGCAAGACCAAGUCGUACCUGCGCUAUGCAGCCCAGAUGGGCGUGAAGCAAAUGACCUUCGACAAUGCCGAUGAACUGUACAAGAUCAAGUCAUGCUACCCUGACGCGGAGCUAUACUUGCGCAUCCUCACGGAUGAUUCUUCCAGCAUGUGCCAGUUCAGUAUGAAGUUCGGAGCAUCGAUGGAUGUCGCCCGUCACCUGCUGGAGGUUGCGUACCAGCUCGAGCUGAAGGUUGUCGGUGUGAGCUUCCACGUCGGCUCUGGUGCUGAAGACCCUAAGGCCUUCCUGAAGGCCGUGCAGGACGCGCGGCUGGUCUUCGAUCAAGCCGCUGAGGUGGGCCACGAGCUUCACACUCUGGAUGUUGGUGGAGGUUUCAGCCAGGAUACCUUCGAGAAGUUCGCUGGUGUUCUCAGUGACGCUCUGGAUGUCUACUUCCCGCCGAACAUCCGCGUCAUCGCCGAGCCCGGCCGCUACUACGUUGCCAGCGCCUUCACCCUGGCUGCCAAUGUGAUUGCUCGUCGUGAUGUGCGGGACCCCGAGAACCCGACGCAGGAUGCGUACAUGUUGUAUCUCAAUGAUGGGGUGUAUGGAAACUUCUCCAACAUCAUCUUUGACCAUCAGCACCCUGUGGCUCAGGUCUUGACCUGCGACCCUAAUGUCAAUUCUCCGAAUGCUGCGACUUCGGAGGGCAUCGCCUACUCUAUCUGGGGGCCGACCUGCGAUGGCAUCGAUGUCAUCAGCAAGCGCAUCAACCUUCCGGCCCUCCUAAACGUAGGCGAUUGGCUGUACUUUGAGGAUAUGGGAGCCUACACCAAGUGUAGCGCGACCCGCUUCAAUGGUUUCUCGGACAACCACGAGGUGAUCUAUAUCUCCAGUGAGGCUGGAGCUUCCGCUCUUCUCGACUACUAGGUGUUCUUAUCUCUAUUUCUGUUCAUGCUUUUUUUUGGAUUUUAAUGCACAAUUGUCUUUGUCUUCUACCAAGCAACCGGUGCUGCUGUCACAGCGCGCUUGUCUUGACCCAUAAUUAUCCAUGUUUUCUUUUCAUAGAGUAGAUGCAAGGGGACCCCCGAGGGGAGCUUGAAUUCUAGCAGAAGUCUGUAUUUAGUGUUUUUUCCGGUGUGUGUUCAAACACAACCAUGUGAAAGUCCCGCACCUGUUCGUUCGAUUGAUUAU
Aspergillus japonicus CBS 114.51 is the source of this 1993-nucleotide messenger RNA. Its product is annotated as type III PLP-dependent enzyme. The transcript is spliced from 2 exons. Gene Ontology annotation, molecular function: ornithine decarboxylase activity. Lineage: Eukaryota; Fungi; Ascomycota; Eurotiomycetes; Eurotiales; Aspergillaceae. Gene Ontology annotation, cellular component: cytoplasm. The record is from RefSeq and is a predicted model, not a curated record. The coding region runs from base 368 to 1729 and encodes 453 amino acids.